GGCACAUAUCCUGUCCUAAAAAAUUCCGACUCCGGGCUCCUCGACGCCGAGGCACUCCGCUUUGUUGCAAGCCCCUCUUCUGGAGUGCACAUCAGGACUUCUGAUCUAGAUCCCGGUCUGGAUCCCUCAGCUCAGCCUGGGUCCACACGGUGAACAGAGAGCCAGAGAGAGUGCGAGGGUAACGGGGAGGUAACUGCGUUUUGGAGGGAUAGCCAGACGGACCGAUGGCAUCAGGGAAGCUGGCCCAGGUGCUGCUGGGAUGGGCGGCCAUGUGUGUCGGGUCGUUCCAUUUGUGUUGUGGUGAAACUACCGGGAAUGGACAGUACCAAGCCAGCCGAUUCACCGGCACCUUGGACCAGAGGGAGGCGCAGCGGGUCAGACGCCGCGGACAGGAGACUCUGAGAGGGCCCAAUGUGUGCGGCUCUCGCUUCCACUCGUACUGCUGCCCCGGCUGGAAGACUCUGCCGGGAGGGAACCAGUGCAUCGUCCCCAUUUGCAGGAAUUCCUGUGGUGAUGGUUUCUGCUCCAGACCCAACAUGUGUACCUGCUCGAGCGGCCAGCUCUCUUCCAGCUGUGGAGCAGGAGGAGGAGUUCAGUCCUGUAAUGUCAGGUGUAUGAAUGGAGGCAGCUGUGCAGAGGACUCCUGCUCCUGCACAAAGGGAUACACAGGAAACCACUGUGGACAACCUGUGUGUGAGAACGGCUGUCAGAACGGCGGUCGCUGCAUCGGACCCAACAGAUGCGCCUGUGUCUACGGUUUCACUGGCCCGCAGUGCGAGAGAGACUACAGGACGGGGCCAUGCUUCACCCAGGUGAACAACCAGAUGUGCCAGGGCCAGCUCAGCGGGAUCGUCUGCACCAAGACCCUCUGCUGCGCCACCAUUGGUCGAGCCUGGGGCCACCCCUGUGAGCAGUGCCCCGCCCAGCCACACCCCUGCAGGAGAGGCUUCAUCCCCAACAUCCGCACCGGAGCAUGCCAAGAUGUGGACGAGUGCCAGGCUGUGCCAAAACUUUGUGACGGAGGAAACUGCAUCAACACCGUGGGAUCCUACGAGUGCAAAUGUCCCGCCGGCCACCGUCAGAGUGAAACCAGCCACAAGUGUGAAGACAUCGACGAAUGCAGCACCAUCCCCGGUGUGUGUGAUGGAGGAGAAUGCUCCAACACCGCUGGUAGCUACGUGUGCACCUGUCCACGAGGCUACGUCUCCAGCACAGAUGGCUCCAGAUGUGUGGAUCAGCGAGUGGGCACCUGUUUCUCGGCUCUGGCUAACGGGCGCUGCGCCGCGGAGCUGAGCGGUCAGUACACCAAGAUGCAGUGCUGCUGCGACACGGGACGCUGCUGGGCUCUGGGACAGAUCCCCGAGAUGUGCCCGGUCAGAGGGUCCGACGAGUUCAGGCGUCUGUGUAUCGUGGGCGUUCCCCAGGGACACGGCUUCCCCCACGGCUACCCCAACGGACAGUUCCCCAACGGCAACGGCAACGGCUUCAACUACGGCUACAAGUAUCCCGGCCUUCCUAACGGAAACGGAGGCAACGGAGGCAACGGAGGAAGCUUUGGAGGAAACGGAGGAAGCUUUGGAGGCAACGGAGGAGGACACCAACAUAUAGGCACGGUUUCUGUGAAUGAAACCAUCGACGUGUGCAAACAUUUCACCAACCUGUGUCUGAACGGUCGCUGCAUCCCCACCCUGCAGAGCUACCGCUGCGAGUGCAACAUGGGCUACAGACAGGACGUCCGUGGGGAGUGUAUCGAUGUGGACGAGUGUGUGAGUAAUCCUUGUAUCAACGGAGACUGUGUCAACACACCUGGAGGAUACCACUGCAAGUGCCAUGAGGGAUACCAGGGAACCCCGACCAAACAGGCCUGCAUCGAUAUCGAUGAGUGUAUUGUGAACGGAGUGAUGUGUCGCAACGGCCGCUGUGUGAACACGGAGGGAAGCUUCCAGUGCAUCUGCAACGCCGGCUUCGAGCUCACUCCUGACGGGAAGAACUGCAUCGAUCACGAUGAGUGCGCCACCACCAACAUGUGUCUCAACGGCAUGUGCAUCAACGAGGACGGCAGCUUCAAGUGUAUCUGCAAGCCGGGCUUCGCUUUGGCGCCUAACGGACGCUACUGCACAGACAUCGAUGAGUGUCUGACUCCUGGCAUCUGUAUGAACGGCCGCUGCCUCAACUCCGAGGGCUCCUUCCGCUGCGACUGUCCUCCAGGCCUGGCCAUCGAUGUGGAUGGGAGAGUGUGUGUGGACACGCACAUGAGGACCACGUGUUACGGCGCCAUAAAGAUGGGCACGUGUUCGCGUCCGUUCCCUGGUGCGGUCACCAAGUCUGAGUGCUGCUGCGCUAAUGCCGAACAUGGCUUUGGAGAGCCGUGCUAUCCCUGCCCCUCCAGAAACUCUGCUGAGUUCCAGGCUGUUUGCAGCAGUGGUAUCGGCAUAACAGCUGAUGGCAGAGACAUCAACGAGUGCGCCCUGGACCCGGACAUUUGUCAGAACGGCAUCUGUGAGAACCUGAAAGGAAGCUACCGCUGCAUCUGUAACAUCGGAUACGAGUCUGACACCAGCGGCAAGAACUGUGUCGACAUCAACGAGUGUAACGUGAACCGUCUGCUCUGUGACAAUGGGCUGUGCAGAAACACCCCCGGCUCCUACACCUGCUCCUGUCCUAAAGGAUUCGUCUUCAAACCCGAAUCAGAGACCUGCGAGGAUAUCAACGAGUGCGACUCCAGCCCGUGCAUCAACGGAGCGUGUCGCAACGUGGCCGGGUCCUUCAACUGUGAGUGCACCCACGGCAGCAAGCUGGACUCCACCAACACCAUCUGCGUGGACAGCAUGAAGAGUACGUGUUGGCUGACGAUUCAGGACAACCGCUGCGAGGUCAACAUCAACGGAGCCACGCUGAAGUCUGAGUGCUGCUCCACGCUGGGAGCCGCCUGGGGCAGCCCCUGUGAGCCCUGCGAGAUCGACACCGCCUGCUCCCGAGGGUUUGCUCGUAUGAAGGGCGUGGUGUGUGAAGACAUUAAUGAGUGCGAGGUGUUCCCCGGAGUGUGCACAAACGGCCACUGUGUGAACACUCAGGGCUCGUUCCGCUGCGACUGCGCCGAGGGCCUCACCUUGGACAGCACGGGACGCACGUGUGUGGACACCCGUAGCGAGCAGUGCUACCUGAAGUGGCACGAGGAUGAGUGUGGCGAGCCGUUUCCGGGCAGAUACCGGAUGGACAUGUGCUGCUGCUCCCUGGGCUCGGCCUGGGGGGUCGACUGCGAGGAGUGUCCCAAACCCAGCUCACUGGAGUACAGGUCCAUCUGCCCCCGGGGGUCCGGCUUCGCCAACAAAGGGGAGAUCCUGACCGGCAGGCCCUUCUACAAAGAUGUGAACGAGUGUAAGGUCUUCCAGGGUCUGUGCUCCCAUGGGUCCUGCAAGAACACCAUCGGCAGCUUCAAGUGCCGCUGCAGCAACGGCUUCGCUCUGACCGCCGACGAGAGGAACUGCACAGAUAUUGACGAGUGCCGCAUCUCCCCGGACCUGUGCGGUCACGGCGCCUGCGUCAACACGCCCGGCAGCUUCGAGUGUGAAUGCAACGAGGGCUACGAGAGCGGCUUCAUGAUGAUGAAGAACUGCAUGGACAUCGACGAGUGUGAGAGGAACCCCCUGCUGUGUCGUGGAGGAGCCUGCCUGAACAAUGAAGGAAGCUACGAGUGUCACUGUCCCCCCGGACACGCGCUCAACAGCGACGGGUCGGCCUGUGAAGAUGUGAACGAGUGCCAGCUGAGUGACAACCUGUGCAAACACGGUCAGUGUGUGAACAUGCCGGGCACGUACCAGUGCACCUGUGACACCGGAUACCAGGGAACCCCCGACAGGCAGGGCUGCGUGGAUAUCGAUGAAUGCACCAUCAUGAACGGCGGCUGUGAGACUCACUGCACGAACUCGGAGGGAAGCUACGAGUGCAGCUGCAGCGAGGGGUACGCUCUCAUGCCCGACCUGCGCACCUGCUCAGAUAUCGAUGAGUGUGAGGAGUCUCCGGACAUCUGUGACGGAGGCCAGUGCACCAACAUCCCCGGGGAAUACCGCUGCCUCUGCUACGACGGCUUCAUGGCCUCCAUGGACAUGAGGACGUGUAUCGAUGUGAACGAGUGUGACUUGAACCCAAACAUCUGUCUCCACGGCGACUGUGAGAACACCAAAGGCUCCUUCAUCUGCCACUGUCAGCUGGGAUACUUCGUCAAGAAGGGAUCCACGGGCUGCACAGAUGUCGACGAGUGUGAGAUCGGAGCUCAUAACUGCGACAUGCACGCCGCCUGCAUCAACGUGCCGGGCAGCUUCAAGUGUCGCUGCAGAGACGGCUGGGUGGGAGACGGCCUCAAGUGUGUGGAUCAGGACGAGUGCUCUGCAGAGGAUCACAACUGCAACCCCAAUGCAGACUGUGUGAACACCCCGGGGUCCUACAGGUGCUCCUGCAAGGAGGGCUUCAACGGGGACGGCUUCUUCUGCUCCGAUAUGGACGAGUGUGCGGACAACGUGAAUCUGUGUGAGAACGGCCAGUGUCUGAACGCUCCGGGGGGGUACCGCUGCGAGUGUGAGAUGGGCUUCACCCCCACUGAGGACAGCAAGGCCUGCCAAGACAUCGACGAGUGUAAUUUCCAGAACAUCUGUGUGUUCGGAACGUGUCAGAACCUCCCCGGGAUGUUCCGCUGUGUGUGUGAUGACGGCUACGAGCUGGACCGCAGCGGAGGAAACUGCACGGACAUUAACGAGUGUGCGGACCCGGUGAACUGCAUCAACGGUCUGUGUGUGAACACGCCGGGCAGCUACCUGUGUAACUGCCCCGCCGACUUCGAGCUCAACCCCACCGGAGUGGGCUGCGUGGACACCCGGGUGGGGAACUGCUUCCUGGACAUCCUGGCCCGCGGGGACGGAGGGAUCUCCUGCAGCGCGGAGAUCGGAGUGGGCGUGACGCGCGCCUCCUGCUGCUGCUCCCUGGGAGGAGCUUGGGGAAACCCCUGUGAACUCUGCCCCGCCCCCAACUCCACGGAGUAUAAGACUCUGUGUCCCGGAGGAGAGGGAUUCAGACCCAACCCCAUCACUGUCAUCCUGGAAGAUAUCGACGAGUGUCAGGAGCUGCCGGGUCUGUGUCAGGGAGGAAACUGUGUGAACACCUUCGGGAGUUUCCAGUGCGAGUGUCCCGCCGGGUACUACCUGAACGAGGAGACCCGCAUCUGCGAGGAUAUCGAUGAGUGCACCACCCACAUCGGGAUCUGUGGCCCGGGUACCUGCUACAACACGCUGGGCAACUACACCUGUGUGUGCCCCCCCGAGUACAUGCAAGUCAACGGGGGAAACAACUGCAUGGACAUGAGGAAGAGUGUGUGUUACCGCAACUUCAACGACACGUGUGAGAACGAGCUGUCCUUCAACAUGACCAAGAAGAUGUGCUGCUGCGCCUACAACGUGGGGAAGGCCUGGAACAAGCCCUGCGAGUCCUGCCCCACGCCGGCCACCACUGAGUACCAGUUGCUCUGUGGGAACCAGGCUCCCGGUUUCAUCAUCGACAUCCACACUGGGAAGCCCAUCGACAUCGAUGAGUGCAGGGAGAUCCCGGGUAUCUGUGCCAACGGAGUGUGCAUCAAUCAGAUCGGGAGCUUCCGCUGCGAGUGUCCCAUGGGCUUCAGCUACAACAACAUCCUGCUCAUCUGCGAAGAUAUCGAUGAAUGUAACAGCGGGGACAACCUGUGCCAACGCAACGCCAACUGCAUCAACAUCCCAGGGAGUUACCGCUGCGAGUGUUCGCCGGGAUUCAAGCUGUCCCCCAGCGGGGCCUGUGUGGACCGUAACGAGUGCCAGGAGAUCCCCAACGUGUGCAGCCAUGGAGAGUGCAUCGACACGCAGGGGAGCUACCGCUGCAUCUGCCAAAACGGCUUCAAGGCCACUGCUGACCAGACCAUGUGCAUGGACAUCGAUGAGUGUGACAGACAGCCCUGUGGUAACGGUACCUGUAAGAACACCGUGGGCUCCUACAACUGCCUCUGCUUCCCCGGCUUCGAGCUCACGCACAACAACGACUGCAUGGACAUCGACGAGUGCAGCGCUCUGCAGGGUCAGGUGUGCAGGAACGGUCAGUGCAUCAACGGACUCGGAUCCUUCCAGUGUCUCUGCCACGAGGGCUACGAGAAUACUCCGGACGGGAAGAACUGCGUCGAUAUCAACGAGUGUGUGAGCCUCCCCGGCACCUGCUCUCCGGGAACUUGUCAGAACCUGGACGGAUCUUUCAGAUGCAUCUGUCCUCCUGGCUACGAGGUGCAGAACGACCAGUGUAUCGAUAUCAACGAGUGUGAAGUGGAGCCAAACAUCUGCCAGUUCGGCACCUGCACCAACACCCCCGGCAGCUUCCAGUGCACCUGCCAGCCGGGCUUCGUCCUCUCGGAGAACAAACGCCGCUGCUACGACACCAGAGAGAGCUUCUGUUUCACUAAGUUCGAGGCGGGGAAAUGCUCCGUCCCCAAGGCUCUGAACACCACCAAGGCCAAGUGCUGCUGCAGCAAGAUGCCCGGAGAGGGCUGGGGGCUGCCCUGCGAGCUGUGCCCCCGGGAGAGCGAGGCAGCUUUUGACACUCUCUGUCCCUUCGGCCACGGAGCGCUGCCUGGACUGGGCGAUACUCGUGAAGACAUGAACGAGUGUCUGGAUAACCCCGGCAUCUGUCAGAACGGAAUCUGCAUCAACACAGACGGAUCGUUCCGCUGCGAGUGUCCCUUCGGCUACAACCUGGAUUACACCGGGGUCAACUGUAUCGACACUGACGAGUGCUCCAUAGGAAACCCAUGUGGGAAUGGAACCUGCACCAACGUGGUGGGGGGUUUCGAGUGUUCGUGCCAGGACGGCUUCGAACCCGGACCCAUGAUGACCUGCGAGGACAUCAACGAGUGCUCCCAGAAUCCUCUGCUGUGUGCCUUCCGGUGCGUCAACACCUUCGGUUCCUAUGAGUGCAUGUGCCCCGCCGGCUACGUGCUGCGAGACGACCUGCGCAUGUGCAGAGACCAGGACGAGUGCUCUGAGGGUAUGGAUGACUGUGACUCGAAGGGGAUGACCUGUAAGAAUCUGAUCGGGACCUUCAUGUGUAUCUGCCCCCCCGGCAUGCAGCACAGACCCGAUGGAGAGGGCUGUAUGGACCUGAACGAGUGCCGCGCCAAACCCGGCAUCUGUAAGAACGGCCGCUGCGUGAACACGGUGGGCAGUUACCGCUGCGAGUGCAACGACGGCUUCGAGUCGAGCGUCACUGGAACGGAGUGCAUUGACAACAGGAAGGGCUUCUGUUUCACGGAGGUUCUGCAGACCAUGUGCCAGCAGUCGGCCACCAACAGGAACAGUGUGACUAAGUCUGAGUGCUGCUGCAACACGGGCCGGGGCUGGGGAUCUCAGUGCGAGCUGUGCCCGCUGCCCGGCACCGUGCAGUACAAGAAGAUGUGUCCGCUCGGACCUGGGUACACCACCGACGGCAGAGACAUCAACGAGUGCCAGGUGAUGCCGGACAUGUGCCGUAACGGUCAGUGCAUCAACACCAUCGGCUCCUUCCGCUGUCACUGCAACGUGGGAUACAAAACCGACUACACUGCCACCUCCUGCAUCGAUAUGGACGAGUGCGCUCUGUCUCCGAAGCCCUGUAACUUCCUGUGUAAGAACACAGAGGGCAGCUACCUGUGCUCCUGCCCCCGGGGAUACAGCCUGCAGCCCGACGGGAAGACCUGCAAAGAUAUUGAUGAAUGUUCGUCUAAGCAACACAACUGCCAGUUCCUGUGUGUGAACACCAUUGGGGGCUUCACCUGCAAGUGCCCCCCCGGCUUCACCCAGCACCAGACGGCCUGCAUCGACAACAAUGAGUGCUCCGCUCAGAACACUGCGUGCGGAUCCCGGGCUUCCUGUGUCAACACGCCCGGCAGCUUCAACUGUGAAUGCUCUAAAGGUUUCUCCCUGGACAACACCGGCGUGGAGUGUGAGGAUGUGGACGAGUGUGGCAGUAACCACCGCUGUCAGCACGGCUGCCAGAACAUGAUGGGCGGUUUCCGCUGCGGCUGUCCUCAGGGCUACGUUCAACACUACCAGUGGAACCAGUGCGUGGAUGAGAAUGAGUGCCAGGGAGCGUCAGUGUGUGGCUCGGCCUCCUGUUACAACACACUGGGCAGCUUUAAGUGUGUGUGUCCCUCCGGCUUUGACUUUGAGCAGGGCGGCAGCGGCUGCCAGGACGUGAACGAGUGCAGCGGCAGCGGCUCCAACCCCUGCAUCUACGGCUGCUCCAACACUGACGGAGGAUACCUGUGCGGCUGUCCCGGAGGCUUCUAUAGAGCCGGACAGGGUCACUGCAUGAGCGGCUCAGGUUUCCCGGGACAGUUCGCGGAGGGCGAAGACGAGGACAGUCUGUCUCCUGAGGCCUGCUACGAGUGCAAGAUCAACGGAGGAGGAGCCAAGAGCGGACGCCACAGACGCCACGCUGAUGGAAAUGAACUCAACGAGGAGCCAGAAGUGAGCAUGGCCAGCAUCGACACGCAGGGCCCCAUCCCCAUGAACCUCACUCUGUCCUCGCUGCUCAACAAGGAGCCUCUGCUGGAGCUCCUGCCGGCGCUGCAGCCCCUGGAGCACCACGUCCGCUACGUCAUCACCCACGGGAACGGCAACGAACACUUCCGCCUGCUGGAGCGACGCGACGGCAAGAGCGUGCUCCGGCUCGGCAAGAGGGCGCCCCCCGCGGGAUCCUACCGGCUGGAGAUCGCCAGCCUGCGGCUCUUCGGGCCCCGCAGACUACACCAGCUGGAGGAGCAGCACGACACUGACUACCUACAAGGGGAGAUAGGAGACGCCCUGCGCAUCAAGCUCCUCAUCCACCUGCACUGAGCCCGGAGUGCGCUCACCAUCCUGUCCUGGACUGAUUCCUAAAAGCCUCUAACCUUCCCCCUUUUCUCCGAUAACUCCUCCCCCCCCUGCAGGAGCAUCCCCCACCUGCAUCAAGGGCUACGAAAGACUGAGUCAAUCAGCCCAACUCUACCACCACUUUGUUACUGUUUUUGUUAUUAUAUGUUCAUGUUUUUUGACUACACUUCCUCAUGCAAACCGACCCAGCACCCCACUGAGAGCCGGUGGAGGAGAAAGCAGAGAGGUGAUCAGUGUUUGGACCGUAGCCCCCUGACAAAGUAAAAAAAUAAAAUGGUUUUAAAGUCCAUGAAGCACUUUUGUAGACAAGCAGAACAAGAAAUAAAGUGCAGAGAGCAGCCACAAACUGUCUAAAUGCCAAAAUGAUAAGUAUAAGGGGGUCGGGUGGUCCAAGGACUUUCUCACCUCUCUGGGAUCUUGGUUAAAAAGAAAUCACAACACUGGGGAACAAUGUUCGUCACGUCCGCCCCUUUCAGUAUUGUAGUGUGUCAUUUAAUGUAUUUGUGCUGUUUGAAAAAUGUUAACACGAAGGACUGCAACAUUUACACAGCAUUUCAGGUUCUUCAGUCCGUAGUCUGUUUUAUAGCCCAACUUUCAGCGAGCUACUCUUGACGUAGCCGACUUUUGUCAAGCAGGGAUUAUCGUGUUUGCGUGUGUGUGCGGCCAUGUUUGGUUACCUCAGUGCUUCUCAGCGAGUGCUAGUGUCGCUCAGGAUCCAUCGUGAGCAGGGAACUAAACACUAGCUAAUAGCUCAUAGAGAAUACAUCUGUUUAUCUCGUAGGGAUUAAGAUUAUGUUGGACCUGAGAGACAGCUUUUCCUUUAACUCCAGAGUCUUGUCCCCUAGUUGAUAGCUUCUCCCAGGUUUUGCAUUUUAAAAACUCCUAAAUAACAGCUGCAGGAGAAUAGAGUGGUGCAGGAAUGAGCCCUUUAACCAGGAAAUUAGUUAGCAUUUAACAAUGUCCGGAGGUUAGAUUCCAGAAAUAAGAUCUGUGGUAAAAUAUGUCAGUAAAUACUUCACUGGUGAAUGUCUGACGCAUUUAUGUAGCUUAAAAUCAGCGGUUGCUAACAAGUGUCCUAAUAAGACAACUAAACGCCCGGUCACCGAACAUUAGCCGCCGUUAGCUUAGCGGUGGUGAUAGCUUGUGAUAGCUCAAAAUUAGUAUUUAAUUUAUGGGUUUUGACCUUUUGAAAUGAACAAAAACAGGUGUUAAUAUACGGAGAAUGUCAUGACGUUAAACAUUAGCCACAGUUAGCUUAGCGGUGAUGAUAGGAAGUGAUGUUUCCCUGCUUAAGCUUGUUAUAGCCCAACAUAGCUUUGAACUUCUGGCUUUUGAUGAAUUCAUAAAAUAGGUGUUUAUAUAUGGAGGGUUUCAUGAUGCCAGACAUUAGCUGCAGUUAGCUUAGCAGUGGUGACAUGAAGUCAUGUUACCCUGCUGUAACUUGUCCCAGCCUAAAAUGUGCUUUUUACUUAUGGAUUUUGACCUUUGAAAUGAAUAAAAUAGGUGUUUAUAGAUCGAGUGUCAUCACACCGAAUAUUAGCCACAGCUAGCUGUCGAGGGAGCUAGCUUGUGAUGCUAAUUUCCGGGUUAGCCGACAAAAUACGUCUUAACUGCACCACUCUACAGCAGAUUUGGAAUAAAAGUGGACCUCUUUGAGUUCACCGUGAGCUUCUGAACCUCGUUUACAACACAGCUGACUGCAGCCUCAAAGACACGUGACAUGUCAACCUAAGCUGUGUUUUCAGUGUAAGGGCACGCACACCAAACCUCAUAAACAAACCAAAUAUCAAGCAGGUCAUCUUACAUUUCUCAUGAUUUUUUUUUUCUCUCACAGAGGAAAAAGGUGCUAGGUAAUACCAUCUCGUACGCUGUACAAAGAAAGGGCAGUCUUGAAUCUGGAUUGCAAAAGUUACUUUUUUUAGGAUCUAUUUUUUCUGUACGUCUGUCUUUUGUAUUGUCUCAAUGCUGAAAAAAAACAACAUUAUCAAACUCGCUUCUUGAAAAUUAAAUUGUAUAUUUUUAAGUAAAAUGUAGAUGUUUUUGUUUUCCAAUGUCAAGGCUGCCAAACCAAAUACUCACAGUAAAAUGAAGGUUGUUGACUUUUUUGUUGAGGGAACAAAACCCAACAAAAACUGUCUGUAUUGUUUGAAACCACUGUCAGCCACCACCGAGGUUAAAUGUAAAACAGACUCAAUAAUAAUUAACAUUCCCAUCAUUUAUUGUCUCAUACAAGCUUACACUGUCUGUAUAAUUACCAUUACAUCUCCACUUAGGAUCUAUGGUGCUAAAUCUUUACAGUCAAUGUUGCUGCACUGCCCCACAGCCUUUAAUGUUUAUAACACAUAACCAUGUUUCUAACCUGGGAACCCUUUGUAUACUUUGUACCGUUAAUGUCCGUUUGUAAUGUUUCCUUUAUUUGCCACUAUGUUUAAUUGCGUGUGCUUCUCGGCUUCAGUGUGACUUACUGUCAUCUCCAUCUAGAAAUCUUUAGAAAUCUGUGUUUCAUAGGAAAUUAAGAAGACUGCUCAAAUGUUCACCAAAAAGCUGAAAUGACAAUCAAUAAAUCAAUCAUGGAACAUCUAUUUAAUACCCUGAAUGUGCAAAAGAACCAAAGAUUUAUAACAACCAAAUGGCAGUAAAACUAGAGUGAUUCACAUCAUAUUGUAAACUUUUGUCCAGUGACAUUAACGGCAAUAAAGUAUUGUGGGUUAUAUUUUUAA
Messenger RNA from Eleginops maclovinus (Patagonian blennie), 11635 nucleotides. RefSeq names its product fibrillin 2b (gene fbn3). Gene Ontology annotation, molecular function: calcium ion binding. The record is from RefSeq and is a predicted model, not a curated record. Lineage: Eukaryota; Metazoa; Chordata; Actinopteri; Perciformes; Eleginopidae.